CAUGAUUCAGUCUGCGUGUGCCCUGCUGUUGUCUGCCCAUUUGGCGAUGGCACUAUUUUAUCAUGAGCUAUCUGCGGUUGAUCUGAAGGAUGAUAUAAUAAACAGUGCUUAUGGAUUCAGCUUGGGAUAUCAAAGGGAUGAUGCGAGACUAGUUAUCGGCGCACCACUCUAUAAUACAGACGGAAAAGUGUAUCAUUGCCCUGUAAAGGACGUCAAGAAUAAGAAAUGCAAUGAUCCCGUGCACAUUGACUUUAAAACAAUAUCGAACAGAACUGUGAAUCCAGAUCAGCAUUUCUAUCUGGGUGCCUCAAUAGCUGCAAAGAAAAAUGGUUUUGUGGUAUGUGCACCGCUAAGAACCGCAUAUUUUGGUAAUAUCGAUCUACAUACAAAAACUAGCGCUGCGUUCGGCGCCUGCUUCAUUUACGAUAAUAUAGAAAAAACUUCAAAAAUGUGGUCUCUCAACUCCAAUAUAAGUAUUUCAGCUGUAUGGGUAGAAGGAGGCGGUGGCUGGAGCACAUUAGUGGAUGACAAUGAUAGAGUCAUAAUAUCCCAACUGUUUGAGAAUAAGGCUGCGUUGUGCAGCCAAAUGACAAAAGCAGAGAAUUACUCGGAAUGUUUUAAACCUCAAGAAUUAAGCCUAGCGACGAUAUACGGUCAAGCUAUGUCAUUUGGAAAUUAUUUUGUUGAAAAUAAAACAUGCUACGCUUUUAGCGUAAACUCUAUUGGCAUGGAGAAAGGCUACAUUGAUUUCUUCACCAACAAUCCUCUAUAUGCUUUUGCUCCAGGAUCAGACUGCUCUCGCAGACUGAACGACAAGACUGACAGCAUCGGUACCAUGUUCGGAGCGGCUCUCUGCAGCGCCGAUGUCACUCGCGAUGGUCUCGCCGACCUGCUGGUUGGUGCGCCGGCGCAGCACCGCCCCGCCGACUACGACAACGGCGCGACGCACAUUUAUUCUAAAUCGAUUAAUCCCUUCGAUAAUGAAACUUUCGAGAUGGAUUUGAUAAUAACAAUAUGGGGGGUGAAGAGCGGCUCACGGUUCGGUACGACUUUGUCCACUAACGAUGUCAACGGCGACUCUUAUCCUGAAAUAAUUGUCAGCGCGCCAUUCGAGAAGUCAGGAGGCGUGUUAUACAUUAUAUGCGGCUAUGCCAUACAUGAGACUAUUAAAAAGAAACGAACAGACACGAUAUCAGUGUUAGAACUGGCUAGGACACAGAGAAUUGAGAAGAGCAAGUCCUUUGGGUUCAGCCUGCAGCCGGUCGCUGAUUAUAACGACAAUGGGAGCGAUGAACUUGCAGUUGGUGCCCCGGAGGAAUCGAUCGUUACAAUGUAUAGGGGAAUACGGGCCAUCGCAGUGAAUGUUACCUCUGAAUUUACAGACUAUGCCACAAAGACAAACACCGAAUUUGGCUUUGCUUCGUGUGUCACCAUUGAGAAGCCUAAAGAACCCAAGGAAAUUACAAUGAGGUUAUUGGUUAAGAAUGUGUUGACUGGCGAUAAGGCUACGUUUAAAAGCAACGAAAAGGACACAUACCAGAUAAUUUUAACAGAAAAGCCUACAUAUAUUAAUGGGACUCUGCGCCGAUAUUGUCGGGACUAUCUUAUUACGAGCUGUUUCUCCUGUAAGGUCAACACAACAGUAUCUUUGAUGGAGGACAUUGAAACUGUGAAAGAGUUCAAAAACACUUGGGUUACAAUAAGCCCACAGAGUAGCUUAACUAAAGAGACGCAACCGCAUUGUAACUGCGACGGAGUGCCCUGUGAGCCUGAAUACUCUGUGGAACUGCUGUGGUCUGGAAAAAGUGGCAGAACUCAUCAAUACAUCGUCGGUUCAUCUGACAUGGAGACAAUGACGAUCUUAGUGAGCAACAACGGCACGGUGGGAUGCGGUGCGUGCGCGAUUGUGGGCGUGAGCGGUACGCUCGUGCCCACCCUGCCGUGCGCCAAGGAGAUGGGAGCGUAUAAGUGUGAAUUGCCGGCGCCUUUUCGCACUGAAACCAAUAAAACUAUAGACGUUCAGCUGCAGACAAACACCUUGAGUAUCGAAGAGAAGGGACUUACAAUCGACGUGGAAGUGCGCAAGGAAUGUAAUAAACCGGACGCGGUGCAUUCCUUCCUUACGCUGAACUACGAUUUUGAAAAUGUGCUUGAAAAUGUUGUUGUUCACGGGUCUACUAUAAAUCGAGUCAUAUCCGACGCAGAAUUAAAGGAUUCGAAGGAAGAUAAGUUGUCAUUGGAACAAACCUAUACUAUUUAUAAUAAUCAGUCAUUUCAAUGGAAAAAAGUAUUCCUGACGAUAGAUGAAAUGAACAACACGUACAUAGAGAAAUCUACGGUAAGGGUUGGCCAACCAAACAAAUGUUCAGUGGAACUGACAAACUUUUGGAAAUGUUCAAUCCCUUUGGCGCCGAACUCUACGACAGCAAUAAUUGUGUCUGCAACUAUUGUCAAAAAUAAGCUAGCGAUUUUCCUAAAGAAAGGUACUACAAUAAUAACAUCAAAACUAAAGUUGCAAAUACUACCAGACAAAACCAAGGAUAAAUCGAUAUCUACAGUAAUAACGUUGGAAGAAAAGCCGAAGGGCCCGAUAGGAACUAUUUUGAUCGCUAUAGGCGUGGGCUUGCUUCUGCUGCUCAUCAUAGGAGUUAUACUUUACAAGUUGAACUUCUUUAAAAGGAAAACGAAAGAAGAGUUGGAGGUGUUGAAAAAUGAAAUGAGAAGACAAAGUAUGCGGAGCGGUACAUCAUCUGAUAAUCGAACUCAACCGGCCAUUGAUCCAGCAGUAACAGUCCCAGACCCAGAUCAUGACUUCGAUAUGGUGGACUUGAUCGUGGACGAAACUCCGCUGGCAAAGUCCUUGUCCUCCGAACAGCUGAACUCUUUAGCAGCAAAUCCGGACUCGGUGAAGUUGGAAGACUGUCCGAAAAAACCGGAUUUCGAUGACAGACCUCAAGUCCUAAAGGUUGACUGGUAGAGAAUGCCGUGUAUU
Cydia strobilella is the source of this 2992-nucleotide messenger RNA. RefSeq names its product integrin alpha-D-like. Gene Ontology annotation, biological process: integrin-mediated signaling pathway; cell-matrix adhesion; cell-cell adhesion. Gene Ontology annotation, molecular function: integrin binding. Bases 2 to 2977 code for a protein of 991 amino acids. The transcript is spliced from 25 exons. The record is from RefSeq and is a predicted model, not a curated record. Gene Ontology annotation, cellular component: integrin complex; external side of plasma membrane. NCBI's taxonomy places the organism in Eukaryota, Metazoa, Arthropoda, Insecta, Lepidoptera, Tortricidae.